This is a messenger RNA of Nannospalax galili (Upper Galilee mountains blind mole rat), 3507 nucleotides long. It is a transcript of the gene Wdr72, whose product is annotated as WD repeat domain 72. Lineage: Eukaryota; Metazoa; Chordata; Mammalia; Rodentia; Spalacidae. Gene Ontology annotation, biological process: protein localization to plasma membrane. Gene Ontology annotation, cellular component: cytoplasm. Gene Ontology annotation, molecular function: protein binding. The transcript is spliced from 19 exons. The coding region runs from base 1 to 3339 and encodes 1112 amino acids. The record is from RefSeq and is a predicted model, not a curated record.
AUGAGGACUGCUCUGCAGGCAGUGGCCCUGUGGGGAAGGAAGGCCCCUCCCCACAGCAUCACUGCCAUCAUGAUCACAGAUGACCAGCAGACAAUAGUGACCGGAAGUCAGGAGGGCCAGCUCUGCCUCUGGAGUCUCACACGCGAACUGAAGAUUUGUGCUAAAGAGCUCCUCUUCGGUCACUCAGCUUCAGUGACAUGUUUGGCAAGAGCCAGGGAUUUCUCUAAGCAGCCGUAUGUCGUGAGCGCUGCUGAAAAUGGGGAGAUGUACCUGUGGGACAUCAGCAAUGGGCAGUGCGUGGAGAAGACCACCCUUCCUUAUAGGCACACUGCAAUCUGUUAUUACCACUGCUCCUUCCGCAUGACCGGAGAGGGCUGGCUGCUCUGCUGUGGGGAGUAUCAAGAUGUCCUCAUCGUGGAUGCUGGAACUCUGGCUGUGGUCCACUCCUUUUCUUCUUCACAGUCCCCUGACUGGAUGAAGUGCAUGUGUGUCGUUCACUCCGUGAGAAUUCAAGAAGAUUCUCUUUUGGUUGUUUCCGUAACUGGUGAGCUCAAGAUGUGGGAUCUCUCGGCGUCCAUCAAUAGCAUCCAGGAGAAACAAGAUGUCUAUGAAAAGGAAUCGAAAUUUCUUGACUCCUUGAACUGUCAGACAAUACGAUUUUGCACAUAUACAGAGAGGCUCCUGUUGGUGGUGUUUUCUAAAUGUUGGAAGGUUUAUGACUACUGUGAUUUUUCCCUCCUGUGGACUGAAGUUAGUAGCAGAGGGCAGUGUUUUGCUGGUGGGGAGGUGCUUGCUGCCCACAGGAUCCUCGUCUGGACAGAAGAUGGUCACAGUUACAUCUAUCAGCUGCUGAACAGGUGGGCUCAGAUGGGAGCGGCACAGGAAACAUUCAGUGGGCUUUCCAAAUGUGUGUACCCCUCGGAUGGGAGAGUUCUUAAAGAGACCAUCUACCCACACUUACUGUGCUCCACGUCUGUGGAGGAAAACAAGAGCCUCCAUUUUGUCAUGGGCUACAUGAAUGAAAGAAAGGAACCUUUUUACAAGGUCCUUUUCUCUGGAGAAGCCUCGGGAAGAAUUACACUGUGGCACAUUCCAGAUGUCCCCAUCUCUAAAUUUGAUGGUUCUCCUAGAGAAAUACCAAUAACCACCACUUGGACUAUCCAGGAUAACUUUGAUAAGCAUCAAACUAUGUCACAGAGUAUUAUUGACCACUUCUCUGGGUUCAGAGAUGAACUGGUAACAGCAGUGGUCACGUCAUCAGAGUACAUUCCAAGUCUUGAUAAACUCAUUUGUGGCUUCGAGGAUGGGACCAUUUUCCUCACCAAGGCUUUGCAUGCUGCCAAAGCAGGACUUCUAGAAGGGGGCUCUUUAUUAAAAGGUUCCCCCUGUCACAAGGUCCUCAGGGGCCAUCACCACAGUGUGACUGCCUUGCUCUAUCCUCAUGGUUUUUCUUCAAAAUUAGACCAGAGUUGGAUGGUGUCUGGGGAUCGAGGCUCCUGUGUCAUCCUGUGGGAUAUUUUUACUGAAGGAAUUCUACAUAAAUUCUUUUUGGAAGCUGGUCCAGUAACAAGACUUUUGAUGUCACCAGAGAACUUUAGACUAAGGAGCGAUCAGAUCAUCUGCUCUGUAUGCGAGGACCACUCUGUGGCCCUCCUUCACCUGGAAGGGAGACGGUGCCUCCUGCGUGCCCGGAAGCACCUCUUCCCUGUGAAGACCAUCAGAUGGCAUCCAGUGGAGAACUUUUUAAUUGUGGGAUGUACAGACGACUCUGUCUACAUCUGGGAAAUUGAAACAGGCACUUUGGAAAGACAUGAAACAGGAGAAAGAGCAAGGAUUAUUCUGAGCUGUGGUGAGGAGUCGCAGCUGGUCAAACCCGAGCCCAUGCUGUCAGUGGCAUUAGAGGGACAGAGGCACAAAACUAUAGAGCAGAGAGCCUCUGGCUCCCACCAGCCCGGGCCUGUGCCCUGUCCUGGUCUGCAGCUGGAGUCUUCGUUUGAGGUUGCUGACACCACGUCUGUCCUAAGACCUUUUAAUAUCUUGCCUGUGAAGACAAAAUGGAAUCACAUUGGCUUUCACGUUCUUCUGUUUGAUCUGGAAAACCUGGUUGAAUUGCUGUUGCCCCUGCCUCCCAGCGAUGGUGACCAUUCUGGCUCCUUUUAUGGAAGUGACAUCCUGAGAAGAGCCAGGAGCACAGUGGAGAAGAAGACACUGACCAUGAAAAGAAACAAAGCUUCAUGCAGUUCUCUGCAGGCUGAGGCACAAGCCAGGUCUGGCGGUGACAGCCUGGGUCACAGGGACAGCACCAACAGAUUCACAGAGGACACGGAUGGCAUUAAAAGACAGAAGAAAGCAAAGAGCCCCCAAAAGAUGCAUCCUAAGCCACUCAGGAAGAUGGACACCAACCUCAUCAUAGACACUGCCAAGCUGUUUCUCUCUUGCAUUUUGCCCUGGGGAGUAGAUAAGGAGUUGGACAAUCUCUGCUCCAGGCAUCUCAAUAUCGUCAAGCUACAGGGUCCCGUGUCUCUGGGACUUGCUGCAGAUCGAGACCUCUUCUCCCUGAUGCUGCCUGGCUGGGAUGCAUGCAGCUCUGAAAUGAACAAGUGUGUCAGAGCAAAUCUGUUUUCCAGAAAAGUCUUGGACUUGUCAAAUAAAUACACAGCCACUCUUGCCAACAGAGCUGGAAUACCAAGAGGCCUGGGAAACCACUGUGAUUCUUUGCAAGAAUCAAAUACGAUACUCUAUUUACUGAGCAGGGUAUUUAUAGUUAAUAAGUUAGUUAACAUGCCUUUAGAAUUGGCCUGUGAAAUCGACAGAUGCUUCAAAAUGGAAUCAGUACAUAAUAAGUUUAAAUGUUCUGGAAAUGAUAUUUUGAAUAUAUCAAGCUUCUGUGGUUACUUAAGAAAUGGUAAGAAUGAGUGCCACACAACUGAGGCUGACCUGUCGCUUUUGAAGCUAAUGUCCUGCUGGAGAGACCAGUCUGUGCAGGUAACUGAAGCAAUCCAAGCUGUCCUCUUAGCUGAAGUUCGACAGCACGUGAGGAGUUUGAGAAAUAUGUCAGUCGAUAGUCAGCUGGUCCCCACAGCAGAAAGCAUCGGUGAGAAUACGAAGAUGUCACCCAAGAUGGAAUGGGUUGAAGAAUCAAAGUUACAGUGUGUCAGAAAUGCAUUGCCUUUGCAAGCUCCCGUCAGUCCGGUCAAGCAUGGUAAGGACUUGAACUCGGCAAACUUCCAAGAUACGGAGGACAUCCUUGACAGAUGUGUCUUGGAAGAGUCUGAGAGUGCAGGUCAUCCAAGGCAUCAUUCCUGGAUAGCAAAAGUAUGUUCCUGCAAGAUGUGCUAAAUGGAGUCUUGAAAAAGAAAUAGAACCUGAAAUAGCAGGGAAGGACAGACAUGCCAUUUCUCUAUCAUCAAAUUAAAGUAGCACUGCUGUCAGUCUGUAAUAGGUCUGCUAAUACUUUAGCCAAAAUGUGCUAAAAAUGUUAUGCCUGAUUGAAAAUCUAAAUUCUAA